AUGCUCCGAGUGGUUCUUCUUCUCACCAUCCCUACAGUAGUUUUUGGUUUGGGACGGACCCAAUCCGUUGGUGUCAGAGGGCAACUGAUCUGUGAGGAUAAGCCAGCUGUUGGUGUUAAGGUCAAGAUCUAUGAUGAGGAUAAGUUAUCCCCUGACGAGUUAAUGGCCUCUGGAAAAACCGACUCCUCCGGAAAAUUCGACCUUAAAGGAUCGGCCGACGAGUUCACCUCAAUCGAGCCAAAAAUCAAUAUCUAUCACGACUGCGACGACGGAAUCAAACCUUGUCAAAGAAAAAUCACAGUUUACAUUCCAAGUCAAUACAUUGCCAGCGGAUCGGAGCCAAAGAAAAUCUUCGACUUUGGAACACUUCAGUUGGCUGGAAAGUUCUCCGGGGAGACUCGAGAUUGCUUGAACUAA
Caenorhabditis briggsae is the source of this 417-nucleotide messenger RNA. RefSeq names its product Protein CBR-TTR-8 (gene Cbr-ttr-8). Gene Ontology annotation, cellular component: cell surface. The transcript is spliced from 2 exons. NCBI's taxonomy places the organism in Eukaryota, Metazoa, Nematoda, Chromadorea, Rhabditida, Rhabditidae. Bases 1 to 417 code for a protein of 138 amino acids. The record is from RefSeq and is a predicted model, not a curated record.